Messenger RNA from Aspergillus alliaceus, 3737 nucleotides. Its product is annotated as DDT domain protein. The transcript is spliced from 8 exons. The coding region runs from base 449 to 3451 and encodes 1000 amino acids. The record is from RefSeq and is a predicted model, not a curated record. NCBI's taxonomy places the organism in Eukaryota, Fungi, Ascomycota, Eurotiomycetes, Eurotiales, Aspergillaceae.
CCUUUGUCCGCCCAACAUCUUCUCCGGCCAGUUCUCCUCCUCUCGUCCAAUCACAGUUCACUGUGCCUCGGCGGCCCUCCCACCACUUGCCGCAAUGAUCCUCAUGGCCCGGUUCUGCCGUUGCGGCGACCGCUUCUCCUUUCUUCUUUGGAGAUUCUUCAUUUUCUUUUUUUUCCUUUCAUACUACCUCGCCUUCGUCCCUCCUCACGCGACCUCCCACACGAACACCUGGAUUUUGGAUAUCACCCGCGUUGCGGAUCCACAGUGCUACCGAGCUCUCUUGCAGCUACACCAUUUUCUAGAUUUUCGUUCUCGUUCCGUGGCUACCAUAUUUCCGCGCACCCGUGCAAAGCGCGAUUGGAGACGCGUUCCUUUGAUCGCCCAUGUCCAACGAUAUUCUCAGCAAUCUAUGAUAAUUUGGCACGUUGCUUUCAUUCCCUAGAGGACCAUGGUGCUGUUUAAGCGGAAACCCGUUCAGUUCCUCCCCCGACCCGUUAUCCAAGAUGAUAGUUCAGAGGUCUGGGUUAUCCCGGAGACCAACGAAGUGUUCACCCAGUAUGAGCCGUAUCUUCAGCGAAUGGACUUCUACAAGCAAAGAAGAUUUAUUUGCGAGAUCACGGGCCAUUCGGGUCUGACAUUUUUUGAGGCGCUUAGGUCGGAGAUGGAGGAGUCGCGUGAAGUCAAUAAUACCUUUCCCGACGCUUUGAAGGAGCCCAUCCUGCGAAGGAUUCAGUUUUCCACAGUAUCGCGAGUCGACAAUCUUGUGGACGAGAUCUAUGAAGAGUUUAAGCAGGAUUUUUACCCUGGUGAAUCCGUAUUGAUAUUACUGGACGACAAUACCCGUCUUCAUGGUAUGAUUAGAGACAAGGCCAAUUUUGCAGAGCAACUGAAUCCCGAUGGUACCGUCAAAGCCCCAGCCUACGCGACAUAUCUUGUGAAAGUUUUGGAUCGUCCGAAUGAGGAAGCUCUAUUGGAUCAAGAGCACAUUACUCGAGACCGGAAAAUCUUCACCAAACAGAUGUUACGUGCAUUUAUCAAGAACAAUGUGACACGGGAGUCUUGGAAUGGCGCGCCUUGGUUAGUGAAACCAUCGAUUGCUGAAGAAUACAGAAUCUCAACCGAGGUACCGAAACACCUGCAAUAUGGAGCCAAGGUUGCUGAAAAAAAGGCAAUGAAGAAGGCAGACCAAGAAGGUUUCUUUGGUUUCUUCGCAUCACAACAAUUACCUGAACUAAAACCCGCAGUCAAGGGCCAAAAGUCCAAGCCUUCCCAACAGGACUUGGCGCGGUCCAAGGAGGCACAAUUUCUGGAGUAUCAAAGAUCCCUCAAUGGCAACCCAACUUUUGUUGUCAGUAACAAAACCCCUGGGUCAGGUCGCUCGCCCAAGUCUCAGGAUACCGACAAGAAAUCGCAAGCUACUCCCGCAGUCGUUGUAAAGAACGAACCUCCUCGGCCACCCUCACCUCCACCGAUUAAAUAUCCCAUUGAGGAUCUCGAGAUAGCGCCGGACCGUGAAAAGAAAAAGCAUAGGCCUACCCUUAACUUCUUGAAAGUUGAUGAAACAGAUGAUCCUGAAGACGAAGGCUUGCUGCAUGACCACAUCGACAUGAAGUCAGUGGGCUUACUUCUCGAGACAUGGAAUACUCUUAAUGUGUACUGCGAAGUUUUCCAGUUGGACUCGUUUACUUUUGAUGAUUUCCUUCAGGCUAUGCGCUUUUCACCGGAGGAGGUAGAUUGUCAACUGUUCGUUGAGGCUCAUUGCGCUGUUUUGAAGAAGCUGGUAAAUUCCGAGACGGAUGAGAAUGGAGCUGUCCAGAUCGCACUGCCCGACCUUCCGGUAGAUGACUCUGAAGAUUCUGACGAAGAGGAUGAAGAAGGAGAAGAGGAACAAACCCCCGAGCCUGAACCGGUCGUGAUGAGAAUGACUACUCGGAGUAGCCUAGCUAAGGCAGAGGCAGAAAAUUUGAAAGCACAAGCUAAUCGCAGCCGCUCUAAUUCGGUAGAAGCCACGAUUCACCGUGCCGCCGAGAUGUUUGAAGGUUAUGGUUGGAUAGAACGUCUCCGGAAGCGAGACUUUCGUAACGGUGGUUGGGAAUUGGUAAUGAUUGGGCUGUUACAUCAGCUAUCUGCUCGUCCACGGAUGGAGAAGACCUGCAACGAGAUCCUCAAGCAUCUGGCUCCUCUUGAUGCAGAGCCGACCCAGGAAACCGCUCAACGCCAAUAUGCUACCCUCAAUGUUAACCUGCGCGCUCAAGCCCUCCAAAUUAUCUGCAUGCUUAGUCUGGAGACAAAGGCCGUUCGAAACUACCUGGAGGAGUGCAGCAACCAAAUGACCGAGUUCCGCAAAGAGAAAAUAGAAUAUCAGAAGGCUCGCAAAGUCGCGCUCGAAGAACUUCGACGGUUACAUCAAGAACGGAAGGCACUCCAACCUGAACCAGAAAAAUCACCCUCUCCAGCACCAGAAAUAGAAGCACUGGAAGACUCCAAGAUGACUGGAGUUGACGGAGAAUCCGAUCAAGUAGCCGAUUCUGACGAGGAAGAAGCUCCCCAGCGAUCACUUCGCGGGGGCUUGGAUAGGGUUCUCGAGAGAAAGCGAAAGCAAGAAGAAGAACAGAAACGGAGGGAACAGUUGGCCAAACAACCGAAGGGCACGAAACAAUAUCAGAGGGUGCUAAAGAAGAUUGAUGACCAAAAGGCUAACAUUGAGAAGCUUGAAGAGAAGAUCAACGUGGUGGAUAACGACCUGAGGGAGGCUGAUUGCCCACGAACCAGAUGCCUCGGGAAGGAUAGGUUCUGUAACCGAUACUGGUGGUUUGAGCGAAACGCAAUGCCGUACGGGGGUAUGCCGAAUAGUUCGACGGCAGGAGCUCAGUUUGCGAAUGGUCGCCUAUGGGUCCAAGGUCCCGACGAAAUGGAGCGUCUAGGAUUCAUUGACGUGCCUGAAGACCAGAAGAAGCAAUACCAGAAGGAAUUCCACAUGACUCCGGCGGAGCGCAAGAAGGUCGAAGAAGGAUCCACCAGGCUCUCGAACGCAGAGGAAUGGGGCUAUUACGAUGACCCCGAUGCAGUUGACAAACUCAUCGAUUGGCUUGAUUCGCGAGGCAACCGAGAGUCGAGGUUACGCAAAGAGUUGUUGCUUCAGCGUGACCACAUUGUUAAGUACAUGAAGCUCCGUACGGAAUACCUUGCAGAGACGGCGGAGAGGGUUGAUUCGGAGGAGAUGCCCACGAAGCGGAUGACGACAAGAAAUAAAACUUACGUGGACGAUCACAAGCAUCGUUGCCUGAGCUGGCAGAAUACAACGGCUCUGUCUGAGAAUGGACAUCUUCACAUAGAUGCUUCCCGACCAGCCAAACGAGCUAAGAGGGCCACCGACGGCCCGAAGGAGCUCAAGGCGGUUAAUCGCCAGGGCAAACCCUUGACAAGGCAAGGCUCGCGUUACAAUUUUUAAAAUUUCAGUUUUGCGUCGAUUGGCGUUUGAUGGGAUCUUGCGUGGGGUUUAAGGAUACAUUUGGGGAGCGGCAAGCAACAAAAAAAGACCGUUUUUACUGGCACACAUGAGCAACGAGACCAUGAAUGUUUGCGGCACAUUUGUUAUGUACAAAGUGGUGUUAUAUUGCAUUGGAGGGGGGCCCUCUGAUUGAAGAUUGGUUGGUAGACGUUUGUAUAUACUAGGUCAACAAAUCUUUAUGUUCAGGCUGUCAGGGGGGGGGUUUUGUUGCAUUACAGAUGAAGCA